UUUGUACAAUGAAACAAAUUUAAAGCUAGAUUCAUUCACUCGCCCCAAUUUUACCCUGAUACUCUAGCUCCCGUUUUUCCCCUCUCUCUCUCUCUCUCUUCCUACUUCACUCGAUACCUCAUUGCUCCCUCCGACUGCAUCUCCGAUCUGCAACACUACAACAACCCCUUCGCCACCAGCCGACCACCGCCUCCUCCAAUAGACGCCGCCGGAAGCGCCGUCCUCUAGCUCCCUAAAAGUCGUCGACAACAGCUCUCAGUGAAAGAACAUAUACAAAUCACGACCUCUGAUCACUGUUUUCCCCAUUGAUUUAUGAUCGGUAAAUGUUCUUAGCUGCAACUCUGAGCUUAAAACCAGACGAUGAAGAAGGAAAAAUCAGUGUUAAUUGCAAGCCCUAGCAGAACUACCGAAGCAAAUUCAUCUUUUUCAAACAGAGUAUUCCUUCCAGAAGAUGAAGAAUCGGAGAAGCAACAAACUACUAAUGACUUCCCUUUGCCAAUCGCCACUCGUAAUGGUUCCUCCAAAUACGAUUUUGUCAAGGUGAAAGUAUGGUUGGGUGAUAAUGCUGAUCACUACUAUGUCCUCUCUAGAUUUUUGCUUAGCAGAAUGUUGACUGUUACUAAGAUUCCUAAUCAUGUCGCUCUAAAAAUUGCCCUUGAACUCAAGAAGCUGCUCAUAGAUAAUAGCCUUUUGGACGUCUCUCAAUCUGAUCUGGAAGCUAAUUUGUUUAAGCUCAUGGAAAGGCGGGGCUAUGGGCAAGAAUAUAUAAAUCGUUACAAGAUGAUGACAAGAUUUCACCAUCAGCGAGUACCAUUAGUUAUUCUUGUAUGUGGCACAGCAUGUGUUGGAAAGUCAACAAUUGCUACCCAGCUUGGUCAAAGGCUAAACUUGCCAAAUGUUUUACAGACGGAUAUGGUGUAUGAAUUGCUAAGAACAUCAACAGAUGCACCUUUGACAUCUUCACCUAUUUGGGCACGCGACUUUAGUUCAUCAGAGGAGCUAAUUACUGAAUUUUGUAGAGAAUGCAGAAUCGUUCGAAAAGGUUUGGCUGGUGAUUUAAAGAAAGCAAUGAAAGAUGGGAAGCCGAUCAUCAUUGAGGGGAUGCAUGUGGAUCCUAGUAUAUAUUUAAUGGAUGAAGAGAACAAAUCACCACAUAAGGCUUCAAAAACAGAUGAAAAUGACUUAAAAGACACAGAAAAUAAUGCUGAAAUUUCCAAAACAGAAGCAAUUGGAGAAGAGUUGGAUAAAGUUUUGGAUGGGGUCAAAUCUGUCCAUAUUGUUGACCAAGCUGCUGAUGACAAUAAGCCUAUUUUAAGAAGAGAAAAAUCCGGGGUCACUGAACCAGUAAUAAUUCCUAUAGUCCUUAAGAUGGCAGAAUUUGAUCAUAAGGCACUACUAGAAGAGUGGAUAUCUAGCAGAAAAUUCAGUGAUAAGUAUCCAAUCCAGGAAAAAGAUAAAGUGAUUAACAACUUAAAAACCAUUCAAGAUUAUCUGUGCUCAUUCAAGUCACAUGGAUUAACAGUUGCUAAUAUAUCUGCUACAACAUUCCCACAAACUCUUGAUUGGCUGCACAAUCAUCUCCUUCAGUGUAUUGAGCAAGGUAUAUCGGCCGCCUCAAAAGGAAGCAGUAAUCAGACAACAGGUGGAAGUUAAGAGUACAGAUUAAUAAAUAUCUUGAAAAGUAGUUUGUUUUGUUUAAUGGAAUGGACGAUUCCUGCAAUGGGCAGAAUGUGAUUCCUUUCAUUGUGUAUAUUGACUUUUUUCAUAAGUAUAAAAAUGUUUUGUAGCAUUAACUUCA
Messenger RNA from Lactuca sativa (garden lettuce), 1798 nucleotides. Its product is annotated as P-loop NTPase domain-containing protein LPA1 homolog 1. NCBI's taxonomy places the organism in Eukaryota, Viridiplantae, Streptophyta, Magnoliopsida, Asterales, Asteraceae. The record is from RefSeq and is a predicted model, not a curated record.